Molecule: messenger RNA, 1408 nt
Organism: Dioscorea cayenensis subsp. rotundata (Guinea yam)
Lineage: Eukaryota; Viridiplantae; Streptophyta; Magnoliopsida; Dioscoreales; Dioscoreaceae
Product: myb family transcription factor PHL7-like
Exons: 7
Coding region: 424-1146 (240 amino acids)
Molecular function (GO): DNA binding; DNA-binding transcription factor activity
Source: RefSeq, a predicted model, not a curated record
UAUCCCUUUUUCUAUUCUUGGCGAAACCCACGGCAUAGACCGUGGGAUCUCGGAUAUCCGGAGAAACCCUAGAAUAAGAGAUCGAGUUCCCUCGAUUCCCCCGCUCUGAUUCUCCCAGACAAUCUCCGGUUCUCUUGAUCUUCGGAAGUACUUGCCUGCUACUCUUGUCGCUCUUCGUGGGGUUCGCUUUUUCGCGGAGCUCUUUCCAAGUCAAUAGUGUGCGAAUUACUGUCAGAAAGUGGGAACCUUUGAUUGCUUUGACCCUUUGUGUCCGGCUUCUGAUGUGGAUUUGAUGUUUUUGGGUUACUGUGGGUGUAGUUUGGUAAGGGGAGAAAUGGGGAUAUUAUUGGGUUGAUGGUUUUUGGGAUUUUGGGGUCGGUGAUUGGAGGCCUGGUGUUUGCUGCUUGUUGAGUCUUUCGUAUCAUGUACCAUGCAAAGAAAUUUUCGACCUUACCCAUGGUUCACCAUAAGUCCCCGAGUACAGGACAACUCAUAACAGUUGGUUCUUGUGGAGAAUAUCCUGUAGAAAAUCCAAGUAAUUCUGGAAGAGGUGGAAAACAACGUCUACGGUGGACUUCAGAUCUCCAUGAUCGUUUUGUUGAUGCUAUAGCACAACUUGGUGGACCAGAUAGAGCAACACCAAAAGGUGUUCUAAGGGUAAUGGGUGUGCCCGGAAUUACAAUAUAUCACGUGAAGAGUCAUUUGCAGAAGUAUCGCCUUGCAAAAUAUCUACCUGAAUCUCCAGCUGAAGGUUCAAAAGAUGACAAGGAUCCUGUUGAUGUUCUUGGUAGUGUGGACUCCACGCCAGGAGUAGAGAUCAACGAAGCUUUGAAAAUGCAAAUGGAGGUGCAGAAGAGACUCCAUGAACAGCUCGAGGUGCAAAGACAGUUACAGCUGAGAAUAGAAGCUCAAGGUAGGUAUCUGCAGAAGAUCAUCGAAGAACAGCAGAAGCUGGGAGACACCACAACUUCUUGUGAGCUUUCAGCAGCGAAUGUAAAGCAGAAAGCCAAUGAGUUCCCACCUGUGUCUCAUGAUGGUCUUGGUGAUGAUGAAUCUCCACCAGUGAAAAAACAAAAGUUGAUUGACCAAAGCUUGGAAUACACUGAACCAGCAUCAUCACAAGUAGUGACUAAAUCAGAUAUCUGACAGUCAAUGAGAUAUUGAUAUAAAAACUGUUGACUUGAUUAAGGUUCAACCUUAGUAAGAACCUGCAUCGUUAAAUAAUUGUUUCGGCUUGACUUGUUAUGUAAUCAUGCUUGUGAUGUAUAUUUCAUAGUGUUUACAAUUGUAAAUAUUCAUCAGGCAGUAGAAAUCUUCAGAUUGAUGUUUGUGUGCAUGUAGGACUGACAGAUGAUCCUGCGGUAGAAAAAAUCAGCGAGAAAUUUAAUGGAGUAUUGAGUUUACUGUA